Molecule: messenger RNA, 2076 nt
Organism: Penicillium manginii
Lineage: Eukaryota; Fungi; Ascomycota; Eurotiomycetes; Eurotiales; Aspergillaceae
Product: DUF2264 domain-containing protein
Exons: 1
Coding region: 1-2076 (691 amino acids)
Source: RefSeq, a predicted model, not a curated record
AUGCCGCCCCUCUCAGGAUUUUCCGACAAUCCGUUUUGCGAUCGAAAGGAUGUCUUGGUCGCAACUCAAGCUCUCGUUGCCGCGUUGAGGCCAUACUUUUCCCCAGGGAAGGCUCGUGUCCAGCUACCUGUUUACUCCGGUGCUCACUUUGACGAAGCCGCGGCACAGCUCGAAGGCUUCGCACGACCAAUAUGGGCCAUAGCUGCAGCCGUUGCAAAUCCCGCCAACAAAAUUACUGCAGAAAUUGCCGACUAUUGUGAUCGAUUGGUGACUGGCCUUGCAAACGGAGUCAACCCCGAACAUCCUGAAUACUGGGGUGCAGCAGGAGAUUGGGACCAGCGCAUGGUUGAGGCGGAGCCAAUUUCAUUUGCGCUUCUGAUCGCUCCAAAGACAUUCUACGAGCCUUUGUCGCCAACCAGCCGGCGGCAUCUAUCGGAUUGGCUCUCUGGCCUGAACGGCAAGGUCAUGCCCGUGAACAACUGGAGGUGGUUUCGGGUAUUUUCAAACCUUGCCUUGUGCCGAGUGUGCGGCGUGUCUUUUGAAGAUGUCAGAGACUACAUAAAUACCGAUUUUGCAGUACUUGAUCGAUUUGAGAUUGGUGAUGGCUGGUCCGCUGAUGGCGUAUGGAGAGUGGACGAUUCUCCGGAACAGGAAGCCUACAGCAGACAAGCGGACUAUUAUUCAGGAAGUUUUGCAAUUCAGUUCAGCCAGCUACUAUAUUGCAUAAUAGCCGCAGAAACAGAUCAUGAUCGCGUCCUUCGUUAUCGUCAACAAGCAAAAGACUUUGCUCAGCAAUUUUGGCGCUUUUUCGAUCAAGACGGCGCUGCGAUUCCGUUCGGUCGCUCUCUGACUUAUCGAUUUGCAAUGGGUGCCUUUUAUUCGACAUUUGCCCUGGCAAAAUGCUGCGACUCAGACACAUACACUUCCUUGGGCUUUGUCAAGGGGAUGCUUUUUCGUCAUUUAAGAUGGUGGGCAAGACACUCGAGUGAUAUUUUUGCCACGGAUGGGACCUUGAAUAUUGGCUACACUUAUCCGAACAUGUUCAUGUGCGAAGACUACAAUUCACCCCAGUCACCUUACUGGGCUAUGAAAUCAUUCGUGAUACUGGCACUACAAGACGACGAUAAAUUUUGGACAGAGCCUGAAACUUCUCAUCCAAUGACUGCUUCGAAUACUGGCUCACCUACUGCUGGUGUUGAAUUGGUCUAUCCACCACGUCAAAUACUUUGCAAUCACCCAAACGGUCAACACCAUUUUAUGCUUUCUGGCGGUCAAUCCUGUCACUGGCCUCUGAAAGCGACAAAAGCAAAGUACUCCAAGUUUGCAUAUUCAUCCGCCUUUGGCUUCAGUGUUCCGACUGGAGAACUGUUGACCCAGAUCGCUCCGGAUAGUACUCUCGCUCUUAGUCGAGAUGCAGGAGAAUCAUGGACUACGCGAUGGGCGACAAUUGGCAGUCCUUGGGUCAUCACUCUAUUCUUUGGCGGUGCCGAGAUUCAAUGUCUUCAAAGUGUAUGGAGACCGUGGAAAGGUGGUGAUAUCGAGAUUCAAACGACUCUUAUUCCCCCGUCUGAUUGCCAUCCAGACUGGCACAUCAGAAUUCAUCGUAUUAGGAAUGUUAACACAGAAUCCACGGACCCGGACCCCAUCAAGUUGAAGAUUGUUGAAGGAGGAUUUUCAGUACAGGGAAAGCGACCGAGGCAGAUGUCGCAGUUAGCGGAAGACUGGGGGAACGCUUCUCGGCAUGGAGGAGUGUCGGAAGGCACUGUCAGCUCCCUCGUCUUCAGUGAUGCCGGCAUCUGUGGCGUGAAGAAUCUUUUCCGGGAAGGCGCUGGCACUUCCGAGGGCAAGAUCUUGAAGUUGGAUCCGAAUACAAAUCUGAUGGAGCCAAGGACAUUGUUACCAACAGUUCAACAUGAUACCGAUAUUCCUCCAGGGUUUAAGGUCACCAUUGCUUCAGGGGUCUUUGCGAUCUCGAAGGGUGCGAAAGGCUUGGCCCGGGAAGAGCUUCGCGAAAGAUGGUUACGACACCCUACUAUUGAAUCGGAGCUAGGGCGAUUAAUUGAGCAGAAUAAUUGA